UCCCGCACACACGUGUUUUUCUUUUCGUCGGUACAGCGUUUUGAUUGCCGCGUGUUAAUAGGAGACGGUCCAGAUUUCUUUUAAAGUUGUAUUAAAAAGUUCAAUUACAGCAAUAAAAAAUGGGCAAACCAGGUUUUAGUCCACGCGGUGGCGGCGGCGGCGGUGGAGGAGGAGGCGGAGGCUUCCGUGGUCGUGGCGGCGGCGGUGGAGGAGGAGGAGGAGGCGGUGGCUUCCGUGGAGAUCGUCGUGGAGGUGGCGGAGAUCGUCGUGGUGGAGGCGGCGGUUUUGGAGGCCGUGGUGGUGGUGGAGGACGCGGUGGCGGUGGCGAUAGGCGUGGAGGAGGUGGCGGAUUCGGAGGACGCGGAGGUGGUGGUCGUGGAGGCGCCCGUGGUGGUCGCGGAGGCGGCCGCGGUGGUGGAGCAGGUGGCUUCAAGGGCGGCAAAACCGUCAUCAUUGAGCCUCAUCGUCACGAGGGAGUGUUUAUCGCACGCGGAAAGGAAGACGCGCUAGUCACCAGGAACUUUGUCCCCGGAUCUGAAGUCUACGGCGAAAAGCGCAUCUCUGUUGAGACCAAUGGCGAGAAGAUUGAGUACCGUGUUUGGAAUCCCUUCCGCUCUAAGCUGGCCGCUGCUAUUCUCGGUGGCGUGGAACAGAUUCACAUGCCACCCGGUUCCAAGGUCCUUUACUUAGGUGGCGCCUCUGGUACAACAGUAUCGCACGUUUCGGAUGUGGUGGGACCCGAGGGUCUCGUCUACGCUGUAGAGUUCUCCCACCGAUCUGGUCGCGAUCUGAUCAAUGUUGCCAAGAAACGUACCAACAUCAUCCCCAUCAUUGAGGAUGCUCGUCAUCCCCACAAGUACCGGAUGCUGGUGGGCAUGGUGGACACAAUCUUUGCCGAUGUCGCCCAGCCGGAUCAGGGACGAAUUGUGGCGCUAAACGCCCAGCACUUCCUGAAAAACGGCGGUCACUUCGUCAUAUCGAUCAAGGCCUCCUGCAUUGACUCGACGGCGCAGCCCGAAGCUGUCUUCGCCGCUGAGGUGAAGAAAAUGCAGGCCGACAAGCUGAAGCCGCAGGAGCAGCUCACCCUGGAGCCUUACGAGCGAGACCACGCUGUGGUUGUAGGCGUCUACCGACCACCGCCCAAGCAGUAGGAGCACAGUCCUAUGCCUGGUUUAGUUUUAAGCUAUAUUGUACCAAUACAGUCGUGUUGUAUUAAGUUUUCUUUUUAAAUAUAAAACCAUAGUUUUAAAGACAAAUCAAAA
This is a messenger RNA of Drosophila bipectinata, 1262 nucleotides long. It is a transcript of the gene Fib, whose product is annotated as rRNA 2'-O-methyltransferase fibrillarin. Gene Ontology annotation, cellular component: Cajal body; nucleolus; small-subunit processome. Gene Ontology annotation, molecular function: RNA binding; rRNA methyltransferase activity; histone H2AQ104 methyltransferase activity. Gene Ontology annotation, biological process: box C/D sno(s)RNA 3'-end processing; rRNA methylation. The record is from RefSeq and is a predicted model, not a curated record. Lineage: Eukaryota; Metazoa; Arthropoda; Insecta; Diptera; Drosophilidae.